GAUGAUAAUGAAGAUUUUGCGCAAGAAUCAGAAGAAUCAUCUGUAAGUGACAAUGAAACUUGUUCACCAACCACUGAUAAUUCGCCAAGUGAAGUGGCUGAAGUAACUGAAACGACCAAAGUAACUGAAGUAACCGAAAUGACCGAAGUGACUGAAGGAGACACAGCCGAUGAGGCUAAAACUUCUGAUGAAGAAGAGAAUUGGUCAAAUGUAAUUGAGAACUGGAUUGGAAUGUUAGAUAAUGAAAAUCGGUUAGAGAAUGGUGAAAUUGUAGAUGAUGAACUACCUGAAUUUGAAUUUGGCGGGCGCACUACUCACCCAGCAGAUGAUUCAUCGGCAAAAUGGAAUUU
Racocetra fulgida is the source of this 350-nucleotide messenger RNA. NCBI's taxonomy places the organism in Eukaryota, Fungi, Glomeromycota, Glomeromycetes, Diversisporales, Gigasporaceae. The record is from the annotation of a GenBank genome assembly.